AAUAAUUGGAGAGAGAAGAGAGGGGAAAUACAUGUGAUCGGUAGAAUUUUGCGUAUUGUGGAUAGUCAAGUGGAUACUAGCUAAAUUGGCUGUCAAACCUGGUAAUUGUGUGGGGAAAUAGCAGGGAGCACUGAGUAUGGAUUUCAAAUUAAUCAUUCGCUUAGAUGACUGUAUUUUAUGGUCAGCUUCUGCAAGCAAAGUGCUAGAAACAUGAGUUCUCUGACCUAGAUUUCCUUUUGGCGUAAGGAGGACAUUGACUCAAGUCUGCAAUGCGUCAAUCUUCUGGAACAGAUAAACAGGAGGUGGUUCAUGGACUGAUUCUUUAAAGGCCAGGCAUCUUCUUGAUGUAUCAUGGCUAUCAUCCCUGCCAAUUUAAUCCAAAUCUGUCUAAAAUGAUCUGAUUCAUGAAUUCUCUCCCUGCAAUGGAUUGGAAUGCAAAGUGGGACUGGGAAAACCUAGUCAUGUAUAACUCCAAAACCAUGGAAAGUCAAAAGAAGCAACCGACAGACUGGGUAAUUGAAGAGGAGGGAGAAAUUGAUACAGGGUCUUUUAAUCUAUAUUGGAGUGGAGGUGGCGGUUCUGGCUCCGAUUUGGCACAUGGUUCUUCAGCAAGGAGCUCAAUAUCAGCUUCCACUGGUUCUUCAUCCAAGGAGGCAUUUCAUCAUUUUCCUGGAGAUUUUAACAAGAAGAUCGAUUUGGGCAGAGCUGAGCUAGCCGGAACUUCUCCGACACUGGAUUCUUCAGUUGGAUCUGGUGAACCGAUGAUUGGUCUAAAACUUGGUAAGCGGACAUAUUUCGAGAAUAACUGCAGCGGGGGCAACGCUAAGAGUCCUUCUUUGUCUAUGAUUCCUGUAGCAUCUACUGCCUCUAUCACAAAGAAAACAAAAUCGACUUGUCAGAGUACGCCUCCCCCACGCUGCCAAGUCGAAGGCUGUAACCUUGACCUCUCAUCAGCUAAAGAAUAUCACCGCAAGCAUAAAGUUUGCGAGAAUCAUUCCAAAUUCUCAAAGGUGGUCGUAGGUGGUGUAGAACGUCGGUUUUGCCAACAAUGUAGCAGGUUCCACAGUUUGUCAGAAUUCGAUGAAAAGAAGCGAAGCUGUCGCAAGCGGCUCUCUGACCAUAAUGCACGACGCCGCAAGCCACAGCAAGCUGCGAUCCAGUUUAAGUCGACAAGGCUGCCAUUGCCAUUUUUGGAUGGGAGUCAUGGGACGCAACAGCUGGGCUUCUGGUUGAACGAUGCCCCAUCUGUUCACUCAAGAUCUUCUGCAAAUCGUCCAUGGGAAACUACAAGCAGCUCCAAGUUCACACUAACGAAGGGGUAUCUAAUGAAAUCCGAAAAAACUGGAGGCGUCAAUGGGCAGCUGCAAUUGCCAGGCACUGAGCUAUCACAUGCCAUUGGUACGCCUGGUGAGGAUCCCAAUAAGCUUUUCCCAUUGAAGCGCUCCAAGCCUGAGGUUUUCAAUCAAGGUUCGAAGGAGUCUAUGCUCUCUUUUAGCUUGGAUGCAGCACAAGAACACCGUGCUCUCUCUCUUCUGUCAACUGAUUCUUGGGGUUCAGACCCAGCAAACAUUCCCCCCCUGGACCAGCAACCCAUUCAUGUAAAUCUUACCACCACAACUCAGCCCCUGAUGCAUGGAGUGCCCCAAGGCAUACCACUAGCUUCACUGGAGUACUGGCAGUCUGAACGCCCGACCGAUUCCCGUUUUAUGCACCCCUUUUCUGCGAACGAUAAUGCCCAUUUCCAGGAAUUCCAGCUCUUCAAAGCCCCCUAUGAGAACGGCCUUUAUAAUAAUCUCUUGUAACUAAAAACUUGAAAUACAUCCUGUGGUUUCCCUUUCUGAUGAGGUAAGGUUCGUAGUUGGUUUCUGGGUUCUUAAUGAUGUUUCGAAAACGGUCAUUAGCCAGUCAAUCAAACCACUUAUCUUCUGACUUUAAAUAUUUGCUUUAAGAUUCUUGUCACUGAUCAUUUGGUGGGAUGAAGCUUUAAGCUGUUGGAAUGUAAAUUCAGGUUUGUGCUUUGAUGGCUGGCAAUCUUUCAGCUAGAAAA
Messenger RNA from Rhododendron vialii, 2047 nucleotides. RefSeq names its product squamosa promoter-binding-like protein 12. NCBI's taxonomy places the organism in Eukaryota, Viridiplantae, Streptophyta, Magnoliopsida, Ericales, Ericaceae. The record is from RefSeq and is a predicted model, not a curated record. Bases 405 to 1802 code for a protein of 465 amino acids. Gene Ontology annotation, molecular function: DNA binding. Gene Ontology annotation, cellular component: nucleus. The transcript has 5 exons.